This is a messenger RNA of Cokeromyces recurvatus, 784 nucleotides long. RefSeq lists its product as uncharacterized. The transcript is spliced from 3 exons. The record is from RefSeq and is a predicted model, not a curated record. The coding region runs from base 261 to 503 and encodes 80 amino acids. NCBI's taxonomy places the organism in Eukaryota, Fungi, Mucoromycota, Mucoromycetes, Mucorales, Mucoraceae. Gene Ontology annotation, cellular component: Lsm1-7-Pat1 complex; catalytic step 2 spliceosome; spliceosomal tri-snRNP complex. Gene Ontology annotation, biological process: mRNA splicing, via spliceosome; nuclear-transcribed mRNA catabolic process. Gene Ontology annotation, molecular function: RNA binding.
AUAACUGUUCUUACUUUAACUAUACAGAUUAACAUGUCUGACCGAGUAAAAAUAAAAUUAAAAAAAAAAAAAACUAACUAACUAGCUGCAAUGAAUUCUAACUAACAUUCUUAUUAUAGGGUGGACGUGGAUAUUAUAAUAACAGAGGAAAUGAUAGACGUGGAGGACGUGGUGGAGCAAGAGGAGGUCGUGGAGGUUAUCAUAACACGAAUCAACAAGAAAAACCAAAGAAAGAAUCCAUCUUGGACUUGAGUAAAUACAUGGAAAAAAAGAUUCGUGUACGAUUUAAUGGUGGAAGAGAAGUUGUUGGUACUUUAAUGGGUUAUGAUCCUUUAUUAAAUUUGGUUCUAGAUAAUACAAUUGAAUAUUUGAAGGAUUUAGAAACUGGUUAUCUUACAGAAAAGUCAAGAUCAUUAGGUUUGUCUGUACUUCGUGGAACUGCUGUCAUUUUAAUUUCACCUUUUGAUGGAAUGGAAGAAAUUGAAAAUCCUUUCGCACAAUAAUAAAGAAUAUACAUUUAUGUGUAUGUAUAUAUCUAUUUGUAUAGCAUAAAAUACAUCAUAAAAUUGACUAUAGAGAAAGUUUAAUCAACGAUACUUUUGAUAUAUUUGAUGACAUAACAUACUUACAACAAUAAUAGAAAACAUAAUAUAUGCUGUAUUAUUGAUAGCGAGUAUUUACUAUAUAUUGAAUUCUAUAUAAUAAAGUUAUUGAAUCAUAUUAUACAAAGCUAUCAUUAUUAUCAGAGGCAUCCUUCUACUCUUCAUACAUCAUAAACGUCUUU